AGAAGUUAAUCAAUUCUAAAAUUGCAGUUUAGCGUUAUAUUCUUUAACUAUUAAUAAUUAUGAAAGUUUGAGCUUUUUCGACUAACCACAAAGAUAUCGGUGUUUUAUAUUUUAUUUUUGGUGUUUGAAGAGGGUUAAUUGGAACUUCUUUUAGUAUAAUUAUUCGCUCUGAACUUAUAAAUGUUGGAUCUUUUAUAUCAAAUGAACAUUUAUAUAACGUUGUUGUAACUUCUCAUGCUUUUAUUAUGAUUUUUUUUAUAACGAUACCAUUAGUUAUUGGUGGUUUUGGGAAUUGACUUAUUCCAUUGAUAAUUGGUGCUCCUGAUAUAGCUUUUCCUCGUAUAAAUAACUUAAGGUUUUGGCUUCUAGUUCCCUCAUUAAUUUUUAUAUUGGUUAGAAUAAUUAUUAGGACAGGAGCCGGUACCGGCUGAACUGUUUAUCCUCCCCUGUCUGCAGCGCGACGACUUUGAGGUUAGGUUCGUUUCAGAUCCAGAUCCUAGAAAUUGACUUUUUACGUGAACGUGAUUGUGUUGAUUUUGGUGUCAUUUUCAAUAUUUUUUUCGUCAAAUUUGUGCUAAAUUUCUCUUACUUUUCCUGCAUGACGGAUCAGCAUGACAUGAAAGUCGAAAUUCAUCCCUGCAUGUUCUCAGAAAAUCCACAUUUUUGGUCUCUUAGCCCAACCUUUGCAAUGUAAACAAGCAGCCCCUUUCUCAAUUGACUUUUUGGCUCAACCCUCCGAUUUGAAUAAAAUUCCAUCAUGAAUGAGGGGGAGAGGAAGUUAAACUUUAAACUUAGUAAGAGGAUGAAGCUUACAGAUGAAGAAGACCUACAAAAUUAUUCAAAGGAGGAACUAUUCACUAAGAUAAGGCAGCUUGAGGCACAUGUUUUCCAGCUUAAGAAUAUUAUCGCCAAGCAGAAUGAUGGAAAAGCUAAGAAGAAGAUUUUCAUCAACAAGAAAGAGAAAAGAAAUUUUGACUUUUCAAAAUGUAAGAAAAGACACAUACUAUUGAAAUUCUUGUACCUUGGAUGGGAUUACCUUGGUUUUGCAGAACAAGAAAACAGUAAUGAAACUAUCGAGCACCAUGUUUUUGAGGCUCUAAAAACUUGUUGUCUAAUCGAGAGCCGGCAGACUUGUAACUAUCAUCGCUGUGGUCGCACCGAUAAAGGUGUCAGCUCAUUCAGUCAGGUGAUCUCAUUAACAAUCAGGAGUGAGAAAGCGGAGGAUGGAGAUGAAAGCACUGAAUUACCAUAUUGUAAAAUGUUGAAUCGUUUAUUGCCUGACAAUAUUCGAUUUAUAUCAUGGUGUCCUGUCCCAGAAAAUUUUAGUGCAAGAUUUGACUGCAACUCCAGGACGUACAAGUAUUGGUUUCCUCGCGGAAAUUUAGAUAUUGAGAUAAUGCAAGAGGCGGCUAAUCUCCUCACCGGUUGCCAUGAUUUUCGAAAUUUCUGUAAAAUGGAUGUCAGUAAUGCUGUCGUAGAAUUUGUCAGAGCAAUCAAUAGUAUGAAAAUUUCAAUAUGUAAAAAGGAUACACAAUUCCAAAACGAAGACUAUGACAUCUGCGAAAUCGAAAUCAAAGCAAAAGCUUUUCUUUGGCAUCAAAUUAGGUGCAUUAUGGGCAUUUUAUUCUUGGUCGGAGAAGGCAAAGAAAAUCCUGAGGUUGUGACACAACUCUUAGAUGUUAAGACCCAACCAAGGAAGCCACAAUAUUCUCUCGGUAGAGAUUUUCCACUGAAUUUAUUCUUCACUGAAUACAACGUUUCAAACUGGCAGGUUGAUCAAAGUUCUCUAGCCGAGGUGAUAACGAAUCUACAAGAAAAGUGGAGUGAUUAUAGUAUCAAAUCUUCGAUGAUAGGAGAAAUGAUCAAAGAAUGUCUUUCCCUGAAGACGGAGGGAGAAUCGGUGAGGAGUCAAAGUUGUUGGUUGAUUGAGGGAAAACCUCCUAAGCAGUACACGCCAUUGCUCUCAAGACCCACUUGUGCAAGUCUCGAGAAUAGAAUCGAGCAUUUUGUGAAAAAACGACGGAUAGUAGCGGAAGAACAGACAACUUCUAAUCAUAGCGAGAUCUUGGAAGAAGCACAGAUAUCAGAAAUUACUUCCUUUGAAAGUUAAUAUUUUUGACAUACCUCCAAAGCUAUCAUGCGAGCUAAAUCUCUCAGAUGAUACCGCUGCUUGUAAGGUUCGUCACUCGAUAUGUCCCCAUGAUAACGGUCCCAGCUGCAGCAGUUAUUGGUGUGAUCGGCUACAAUAUUGAAUCAUUGAUAUCGGACAAGUAUACGCCUUUUCAAGCAAGCAUCCAAGAGAAACGACUCGAACGCUUAGCAAAGGACCCAGAAGAU
Molecule: messenger RNA, 2337 nt
Organism: Bemisia tabaci
Lineage: Eukaryota; Metazoa; Arthropoda; Insecta; Hemiptera; Aleyrodidae
Product: tRNA pseudouridine(38/39) synthase
Biological process (GO): tRNA pseudouridine synthesis; mRNA pseudouridine synthesis
Cellular component (GO): nucleus; cytoplasm
Molecular function (GO): pseudouridine synthase activity; RNA binding
Source: RefSeq, a predicted model, not a curated record